AUGAGGCUUCUAAUGUCUUCUUCAGAUCAACAUGAUGGUGAAAUGAAGAAAUUUUCUAAUUGGAUACUUGAUGUUAGAAAUAGAAAUAUUGGUUCUACUAUUGGUGAUGAGUCAAAAGUUGAAAUUUCAGAUGAUCUGCUGAUUACAACUACUAAUGAUCCUCUCUCUCAUUUGGUAGACUUUGCAUAUCCAAAUUUGUUGCAAAAUAUAUGUCAUAUUACAGGGAUGAAAAAUGAGUAUCUAAGUUCUGACACAACAUCUCAAGUUGAUGAGAAUGAAGAUGUACAACAAGAGUGGUUCAUACCAGAGUUCCUAAAUGACAUCAAAUGUUCGAGACUAUCCAACCACAAAUUGACUUUGAAGCCAGGAGUUGCUGUAAUGCUACUGCGAAACAUAGACUAG
Messenger RNA from Arachis duranensis, 402 nucleotides. RefSeq lists its product as uncharacterized. The transcript is spliced from 2 exons. The record is from RefSeq and is a predicted model, not a curated record. Bases 1 to 402 code for a protein of 133 amino acids. NCBI's taxonomy places the organism in Eukaryota, Viridiplantae, Streptophyta, Magnoliopsida, Fabales, Fabaceae.